AUGUGUACGUCCAUUAUGGCUGGUCGACUGAGCAAUCCGGCAGAACGCGAUAUUCUUCUUCUGGGAUCCCAGACAGGAGUGAUAGCAUAUGAUGCGUAUGAUCAUUUUAUACUGUUACUAUUCCAGAUGCCAGAUGGAGUCAACGCAAUGCUGAUUAGCGAUCAGUUAGGAACAAGAGAUCACCCCAUCGUUGUGAUCGGUGGUCGCUGUUCUAUUGUUGCACUGAAUGAGACGGGAGCGGAAGUGUUUUGGACAGUGACGGGGGAGUCGGUGAUGUCAUUAACUGUGAUAGAGUCAGAAAUACCAUUGGACACGACAGAAGAACCAUCAAAUCAACUGGUUGUCGGAUCAGAAGACUAUCGAAUUCGAAUCAUGCAGAAGAAUGCAAUCCGCCAGUUCGGGCAGGGAGGCGGUGUCAAGGCAGAUUUGGUAAGGUCGUUAUCCGACUCUCGAGGUUUUCUGACCACUUCAUUUGAGAGCUGA
Molecule: messenger RNA, 483 nt
Organism: Echinostoma caproni
Lineage: Eukaryota; Metazoa; Platyhelminthes; Trematoda; Plagiorchiida; Echinostomatidae
Source: the annotation of a GenBank genome assembly